This is a messenger RNA of Sparassis crispa, 825 nucleotides long. RefSeq lists its product as hypothetical. The transcript is spliced from 2 exons. Bases 1 to 825 code for a protein of 274 amino acids. The record is from RefSeq and is a predicted model, not a curated record. Lineage: Eukaryota; Fungi; Basidiomycota; Agaricomycetes; Polyporales; Sparassidaceae.
AUGUCAUCCAAUAGUGAGCGCAGGUACACCACGCUUAUCCACCGCGCAUCGAACAAGUAUCCCAACUGGGAUCCAGAAGUUACUGUGGAGGCUGGAGAUUGGGGACGCAUUAUUGACGGGCGUACCGGAAAGUGGCUUCCCCGGAGAAGUAGAGGAGGGAUCUUCCUGAAGGAGGGGAACAUCUACAAGGACGGGAUUGCUGAGGAAUAUGACAUUCCCGAGCCGAUUGUUUAUGGAGCAGAAGCAGCUGACGGUGUGUCCUGGGUUGUCUCCAAGCACACGCGUGCAUGGAAUGUCUCCGCCGAAGCAGCGAGCCAAACACCUGCACUUGCACACUACGAUGUGAAGGCCAGAUAUCACUUCAGCUCGAACGGCGGAGCCAUCCUUGCGAUGCAGAAUGACUCCAUCUCACGAAUCGACCCGCCCGGCAAACUGAGACGCCUACUAGAUGAGGAGCGGAUGCAUGACUGCGUUAUCGUCUCCGAGGUCCACCACUGCUCUUCCUACGCACGUUACCUCUCCAGCCGUGGCACCAAGGACGUCGUCAUCGGACUGAGCGCGGAGCCUGCCAUCCCGGGUAUUGCAGCAGCGCACGCCCAUCUCGAGUGGGUACACAGCGCUACGACGGGGAACUUCAAGUCGAAGGUUAGCUUGAACGGGAGCCGGGAUUUCUGCCCGCUUUUUCGACUGGUGUCGCUGAAGGAUAGUGAUGUAUCCGUUGGACUGCGUGGAGCUUCGGACGGGCCUGUACCACCUCUUCCUGAUGCGGAGCUUCCUUGGUCUGAUGAGGAGGACUGUGUGGAGAAUGACAUCGCGGAAGAGUGA